This is a messenger RNA of Spirodela intermedia, 1321 nucleotides long. Lineage: Eukaryota; Viridiplantae; Streptophyta; Magnoliopsida; Alismatales; Araceae. The record is from the annotation of a GenBank genome assembly.
AUGGCCUGCUCCUCCUCUCCCCCUUGGCACAACCUGCAGCACACCAUAGGUGGCCCAGCUCAUCCCUUCCCCCCCUUCCGAUGGUAACAACGCCAGCAAUGAUCGUGGGUCUCCUCCUUUGGCACAACAAGAAUAAGAUCAAUCGAAGACACCCCUGCGUGAGGUUGCAGUUCUCUCCCCAUGUCCAUCAUAACAAGAGGGAGAAAUCAUUUUCGUUUUGUUCCUUUUACUUUUAUGUAAUCAAACCUCUUUUAUCUUAGUUAAUACAAUCUAAAAUUCAUGAAAUUCUAUCCCCUUUUGCCUCAUCAAUUUUGAAUAGCCGAAGUCGUUGAAUGAAGUGGGAGAAUCAUCCCCACCAGUGAUCCGUAAUUUAUUUACAAAGUAGCUAGUUGAACCUUGAAAGAAAUCUUCUUCUCAACGUGAACUGAAUAUUUCUAUUCAUGGUUGUCAGAUUUCAAAGAGUAAAAAAAUCAGAAUAUAAUUAUUAACUAAUAUACAUCAACUAAUUCAAAACUCUCCUUAUGUUCAACCUGGUUUUCUAUUAAUUCUUAUGCACACAUGUCCCCUACCUAUCCCUCAACUACUCGAGCUCCUUGAUGGCGACUUUGCUUGACUAGACUUUUGACCCUCUUGUAGGCCCAAUUGUUUGGCUUAUUCCCCCCUUUUUCUAUCUUUUUAUUUUAUUUAUUUUCUCUUCAUUUACCUCAAAAAUAGGAGUAUAAAAAUUAUAUAAAUUCAUAUAAAAUAACAUAAUUAGCCAAAAAUUCAUAUUAACCAACUAUUUUUUUCAUAAUUUAACAUAAAUAUAAGUCUAUUUAUUAUUAUUUAAAGUUUAAAACAUAUAAUUAAUUAAUUAUUAACUCAUGAUAAUGAAGCCUUAUCACAUGCCCUUCAACAAAAAAAUUAUUUUAUUAUAAUAUAUAUUAAAUAAAAAAAUAAAGAGAGAUCUGAAUCAGAGGUAAUAGAUUUGAGGUAGAAUAUAUUUCUUAUCCUAAAUAGAUUAAUUACUAAUCAAAAUAAAUAUUAAGAUAUAACACUUAAUAAAUAAUAUAAAGGUAAUACACUCAAAAUAUACGGUUAUAUUGUAUUUUCAGAUCUAUAGGGUUUUGAGAAAAAAUAUAUCUUUAGGUAUAUAUACUCAUAAGUUACUAAUUUUUGAGGUCUCUCACGUGACUUAGUCAUUGUAUAAUAAAUCAUGCAAAUUUAAAAUUCAUAAAACUAGAAAAUAUUAAUUUUUAGAUAUUAAGAUUUUAAAUAAGUAUAUCAAUUAUAAUUCAAUAAAAGUUUUAAAAAUAGUCAAAAAAUUUCAAGUCAAUCAUAG